CUAUUUUAUUUUAUUUAGAAGUUUAUUAAUUUUAUAUUUCUCUGAGAUUAUUGAGAGAUGAGUUCAAAGCAGAGGAUCGGAGUGUUGGGAUGCGGAGUUCUAGGCCAGUUCCUAAUAGACAACAUGCUGAAGGAGGACUCGUUGGAAGUUAUAUUCUUGUGGGACAUCGACCAGGCGAGGUUGAAAGAACUUUCGACGAAAUAUCCAAACAUUCUUCUACUCGAAAGUCUAGAAAACCUUCAGCAGCUGGGUCCUGACCUCAUUGUUGAAGUCGCCCAUCCAGAUGUCACUAGGAAUUAUGGAUUUCAAAUUUUAGAGAUUUGCGAUUACUUAAUGGGUUCACCGUCAGCUCUAGCAGACGAGCAAUUGUACGAAAAGUUAUCUUCGGCCACCACUCAACACUCCCUCUACAUACCCAGUGGGGCUUUCUGGGGUGGAGAGGACAUUCGCAAGAUGGCGGAUUUGAAGACGUUGGAGAAGUUGAAGGUGACCAUGACAUUCCAUCCCGCUAGCCUCAAGUUGGUUGCAGGAGAUGUGAGAGACAAGAAUGAUAAAGUAACUAACGAAAGAACUAUCUUGUACGACGGUCCAGUGAGAUGCGUGUGCAAGCAAGCGCCAAACAACGUCAACACCAUGGCAGCAGCUGCCAUUGCUGGACACAAUCUGGGAUUUGAUGGUGUGUUGGGAUGUCUGAUCAGCGAUCCUAAUCUAGAUGACAGACACAUCGUGGAGAUUGAGGUUUGGGGCAAGCCAGAUGUCAGUACGGGUGGGCAGUUCCACGUUCGAACCGUCAGAUCCAACCCCGCUCUGUUCGGCCAAGUAACAGGAACCGCCACCUUGCCAGCAUUCUUCGGCAGCCUUUUAGGAGCCCGUGGAAAGAAGCCAGGAAUACAUUUGUGUUAGAGAACGAUGACAGAUGAAACUGACCACCACACGAUAUUCCAGAACUGCUCGACAAUGAUGUGCAUACACCAACGACGCCAAUUUCACAAUCAUUGUUAUCACCUGAAAGUUUACCGACUGUUAUUUCUACAGCAUUUUAUUUUUACAUUAAAUUAAAAAGAUAUGCAAGAAAAAAAGUAACCAUUUAAAAACUGUUCACUUGCAGGUGAAAAUAUUUCGUUUUAAAAUCAUUUUAUCACAAAAAACAGCGGAGAAAUGAUCACCAUCACACACAUAAUAAUGAUGUCAUCAAUGUUGUCAAUAAUAUUAAAUGCAAUAAUUUAGUGAGCCUCAAACAACUUGCACUGCCUAAAUCCACAUCCAUCUCAUAGAAAUUUUAUUUAAGAAUUAUUAUACCACAAAAAAAAAAUGAAAAAACUUUAAUUUUAUGUUGUUAGUUAAUGGAAAUGAAAAAGACCUAUCAUUCGAUCAUCCAAGUGAUGUAUUUUAAUUAAAUCCAUCUGUUUGAAACAUUUGAAAAAAAUUUAGAAUAAAGGCUGAUAAAAUAAAUAUACAUUUUCGUCUGGGCUUCAAAAUGCAUAUAUGCUAACACAUUGAAUGAAAUACGAACAAUUGAAAGAAAGAUAUGCUGUACACUAAAGAUCAGUACAAGCCUAUCAUAAUGAAAUAUAUAUCAAAUUAUAUCACAAUUUUUAACAGAGCACAUUCAUACUAUCACAUCAUCAUCAUCGUCGUCAUCGUCUUCUUCUUCAUCAUUUCGCUAUCAUCUCUUCUUUUCAUCGCGAUGUUUGUAGAUUUCUGUCACACUAGAUUUCACUUGUCCUUUUGGCUCUUUUUUUUUGAAGAUUCUGAUUAGUUUUGCGUUUUGUGGUGACGUUGUCAGCAUCUACAAUUUGCCUCUUUCGACCUUUGUGGUUAACAUCUACGUCUUUGGCAGCAGAUCUUCUGACUGACGCUUUAGCAGACAAUCUGGCAGAUGUUCUAAUCGAUGAACAAACAGUUGUAGCGGAUGUAGUAGCAGUAGUAGCGGAGGCGGUAGUAGCAGUGACAGUAGCAGCAGCUACAGGAGCUGUGGCAGCAGUAGUAGUAUUGGAAUGUUUGAUAGUAAAAAUAGAAGCAGCAGUAGUUCUAGAGGAGGACAAUGAUGAUGAAGAUGAUGACAAAACAAGUGAUGAUGACGAAGAUGAUGGUAAAACAGGUAACAAUGAUGAAAAUGACAAAGGCAUUGAUGAUGAAAUUGACUUCAUAGUUAAAGUCAGGUAUGGAUGUGAUGACCAGAGUCUUGAAGAAGAUGAUGAAACGGAAACCACAGCAGUCGUAAGAGGAACUGUAGAAGCUGUUGCAGAAGUAAAAGUAAUUGUAGAAGAAGAAGAAGGAGUAACAUUUGCAUGUGAACCAAAUGAUCCCAAGCCAAUUC
Helobdella robusta is the source of this 2320-nucleotide messenger RNA. RefSeq lists its product as hypothetical. NCBI's taxonomy places the organism in Eukaryota, Metazoa, Annelida, Clitellata, Rhynchobdellida, Glossiphoniidae. The transcript has 8 exons. Gene Ontology annotation, molecular function: NADP binding; L-aspartate dehydrogenase [NAD(P)+] activity. The record is from RefSeq and is a predicted model, not a curated record. Gene Ontology annotation, biological process: NAD+ biosynthetic process. The coding region runs from base 58 to 903 and encodes 281 amino acids.